Molecule: messenger RNA, 871 nt
Organism: Raphanus sativus (radish)
Lineage: Eukaryota; Viridiplantae; Streptophyta; Magnoliopsida; Brassicales; Brassicaceae
Product: frataxin, mitochondrial-like
Exons: 5
Coding region: 66-620 (184 amino acids)
Biological process (GO): iron incorporation into metallo-sulfur cluster; intracellular iron ion homeostasis
Cellular component (GO): mitochondrion
Molecular function (GO): 2 iron, 2 sulfur cluster binding; iron chaperone activity; ferric iron binding
Source: RefSeq, a predicted model, not a curated record
UUUGUGACCGAAGAAAAAGACAGAGAGAGAGAGGCGACGACUGUUAUUGCUGCAACAGAACCGCCAUGGCUUCUUCUACAGCUUCAAGGUUUCUCCGGAAACUACCUCAAACCCUUGUUCGUAUCUAUCCCACUAGGGUUCUAAGCUCUUCGAUUCAUAAAACCACCGAGCCAUCGCGUUCCUUACGGCGAAUAGGAUCCAGUCUUCUCCGACACGAUUCCAUCACUACAAGAAGCUUCUCCUCUCAAGAAGGUCCUGCUCCUAUCGAUUACAGUUCGAUUCUGCAGGAGGAUGAGUUCCACAGAUUAGCCAAUGCCACUAUCAAUCACCUUCUUGAGAAGAUUGAGGAUUAUGGUGAUAAUGUCCAGAUUGAUGGUUUCGACAUUGAUUAUGGGAAUGAAGUUCUCACGCUUAAGCUUGGAUCUUUAGGCACGUAUGUACUCAAUAAGCAAACUCCUAACCGACAAAUCUGGAUGUCUUCACCUGUCAGUGGCCCGUCUAGAUUCGACUGGGACCGUGAUGCUAAUGCGUGGAUUUACCGGAGGACAGAAGCAAAGUUGCAUAAACUGUUGGAAGAGGAGUUAGAGAGUCUAUGUGGCGAACCAAUUCAACUCUCAUGAGAACAAUAUUUGUGAGUUUGUCUAGGAACUUGGAACUGUUAUGCCCUUCAAUGGUAUAUCUCUAUGAAACAUCGAGAGGAAUAACCAAACUAGGCACGAAAAUAAAAAUGUUGUUUCAGUGUGAAAGCGAUGUUUGUGAUUAUACUGUUAACAGUAUUGUCUCGUACAUACACAGUGUGCAUCCUUUCUUCUUGUACACUAAAGCUCUAUUCGUUUAACCAGAGCUGAAGAAGCUGCUUUUGCACGUUUUA